AUGGAGUCACCUGCUCGACCAGCACUCUUUGACUUCCACGGAGUGUGGAUGACCUGCCGCUACACGGGCAACUGGGAUGCCCUGCAAACCUUCCAGGCCAGACCAGACGACAUCCUGAUAGCUACGUAUCCCAAAGCAGGAACUACAUGGGUCUCCUACAUUCUUGAUUUGCUGUACUUCGGCCACUUGUCUCCAGAGCGUCAGAAGACCGUCCCCAUCACUGAGAGAGUUCCUUUCCUGGAGGUCACCAACCCUGGUCUUCCUAUAGGAACGGAGCUGGCAGAGAAGCUCCUCACCACUCCCCGUCUCAUCAAGACUCAUUUACCGGUCCAGUUUGUUCCAAAGUCCUUCUGGGAGCACAACUGCAGGAUGAUCUACGUUGCGCGCAAUGCCAAGGACAACAUGGUGUCUUAUUUCCACUUUGCUCGUAUGACUGACUUACUGCCGGAGCCCGGAGACUGGACCUGCUACUUUCAAUCCUUCUUGGCAGGAAAAGUGCCGUUUGGAUCAUGGUUCGAUCACGUGAACGGCUGGUGGAGGAAGAGACGGACUUAUCCAAAACUCCAUUUCAUGUUCUACGAAGACCUUUCCGAGGACACCGGACGGGAAAUAGACAAACUCUGCUCCUUUCUGGGCUUGUCCCCUUCGGCCGAGGAGAAGACUGAAGUCAUGAGCGGAGUGAAGUUCGACAGCAUGAGAAACAACGCCAUGACCAACUAUUCCACGUACCCCCUCAUGAAAUUUGACGUCUCUCCGUUCAUGAGAAAAGGACAGGUGGGUGACUGGAAAAGCCACUUCACCGUGGCUCAGGAUGAAGAGUUCGAUGAAGACUACAAGAAAAAGAUCGAUCCCACUCUUCACCUCCGCACUGAGAUCUGA
Molecule: messenger RNA, 879 nt
Organism: Salarias fasciatus (jewelled blenny)
Lineage: Eukaryota; Metazoa; Chordata; Actinopteri; Blenniiformes; Blenniidae
Product: cytosolic sulfotransferase 2-like
Exons: 7
Coding region: 1-879 (292 amino acids)
Molecular function (GO): sulfotransferase activity
Source: RefSeq, a predicted model, not a curated record